Messenger RNA from Mesorhabditis spiculigera, 1797 nucleotides. The record is from the annotation of a GenBank genome assembly. Lineage: Eukaryota; Metazoa; Nematoda; Chromadorea; Rhabditida; Rhabditidae.
AUGUCGUGGUUAUUCGGGGUGAAUAAAACGCCGCAGCCAACGGCCGAGGACUUCCUCGCAGCCCAACCAGCUCAACCCGGUGGUGAUCCGAACAGCCCAAAGGAUGGCAAGGGGCAGGGCCAAGCGCAGGGUCAACGAAUGGCCUAUUCUUUUGACUCGACGGCUUUGGAGCGAGCGGCCAAAGCCGCUCGCGAUCUGGAGCGCUUUCCAAAUGCUAAGGAGGCUCUCGAGCUCAGCCGGAUGCAAGAAGUCACUCGUCAAAAAGAGGUUGAACAGCAAACCAAGCAAGUUGAAGCCCAAAUUCAAGCCAUGAAGGCCGACCAGACGCGCGUGGCUGAAGAAGAGCGCAGAAAGACCCUUGGUGAAGAGACGAAACACGCCAGAGCCAGAGCCGAUUAUCAAGAUCAAUUGUCGCGCAAACGUUCGGAAGCGGAGAUGGCGAUGAAAGCGCGCCUCCAGGAGGAGAGCCUCCGCAAGCAAGAGGAAAGCAUCAAAAAGCAAGAGGCUUUGAGAAAAGCUACAAUCGAGCAUGAGCUCGCCCUCAAGCACAAGUACGAGCUGGAGAAGAUUGACGCUGAAGUUCAUGCGAAAGCCAAAGCUGCACGCGAAAAUCGGGAUGUGAACCUCGAGCAAUUGCGAGUGCAUGAAGAGGAAAACAGGAAGACCAUCAUGGAAAAGAUCAAGACCGGGGGUGCAGUCGUUGGUGCUGGUUUGAACAAUUUCCUCAAUGACAAGUCGAAGAUCACUGCUGCGGUCGGCGGGCUCACGGCUGUCGCCAUUGGCUGGUAUGCGGCGAAGCGCGGAACUGGUGUUGCGGCUCGUUAUGCGGAGGCACGUUUGGGCAAGCCGAGCCUCGUCCGUGAAACUAGCCGGGUCACACCGUUGGAGACGCUCAAGCAUCCAAUCAAAACAUUCCAAACAAUCUUCCGCAAACGCCACGAUCCGCUGAAGGGAGUCGUUCUAUCGCCUGACCUCGAGCGUCGGCUACGCGAUAUUGCUAUCACUACGACGAACACUCGUCGCAACAACGGGUUGUUUAGGAACGUACUUUUCUACGGGCCGCCUGGCACUGGAAAAACUCUAUUUGCUAAAUCACUUGCUCAACAUUCGGGUCUCGACUAUGCUGUUUUAACGGGUGGUGACAUUGCUCCGAUGGGUCGCGACGGCGUUUCUGCUAUUCACAAAGUGUUUGACUGGGCGCAGAGCAGCCGUAAAGGGUUGGUCGUCUUUAUCGAUGAAGCCGACGCCUUCCUGCAGAAACGUAGCAAGGAGGGCAUGAGCGAGGAUACCCGAGCCGCCCUCAACGCCUUCCUCUUUAGGACUGGUGAGCAGAGCCGUCGUUUCAUGCUUGUCGUCGCUUCAAAUCAGCCGGAACAGUUUGAUUGGGCUGUCAAUGAUCGUCUCGAUCAGUUGAUCGAGUUCACCUUGCCCGGUCGGGAAGAGCGCGAACGCAUCCUGCUGCAGUACUUCAACCAACACAUUGCCGAGCCGGCCACUUCCGGAUCUAGGGGCCAAAGGCUGAAGCUGGCUGAUUUCGAUUGGGUGGGCAAGUGCGCUGAUGUUUCGCACAUCACGAAGGGCAUGAGCGGCCGUGAAUUGAGCAAGCUGGUAAUUGGCUGGCAGGCAUCCGCUUACGCCAGCGAGGAUGGCAUCCUGACCGCGGAAAUGAUUGAUCGCAACACCAAGGAUGCGAUCCGUCAGCACCAGCACAAGAUGGACUGGCUGGAGAAGGAGCAACUUGAUGCCCGCCACCAGAAGAUCAAGUUCGGCACGCAAGGCAAGCGCGAGACGGCCGUC